Molecule: messenger RNA, 6415 nt
Organism: Mytilus trossulus (common blue mussel)
Lineage: Eukaryota; Metazoa; Mollusca; Bivalvia; Mytilida; Mytilidae
Product: probable N-acetylgalactosaminyltransferase 9
Exons: 11
Coding region: 68-1762 (564 amino acids)
Biological process (GO): protein O-linked glycosylation
Cellular component (GO): Golgi apparatus
Molecular function (GO): polypeptide N-acetylgalactosaminyltransferase activity
Source: RefSeq, a predicted model, not a curated record
GUCGUCGUUUUAGGAAUUGGUGUGGAUAUUACAUCGAUGUAAACAUGGACAUUUCUUUCCGGUGAAAAUGUUGCCACGUUCUUUGAGAAGAUAUCGGAUCCCAUGGAAAUAUUUAGCAUUGUUGUCAGUAUUGACAAUAGGAAUAUAUCUUUUUUUCCAUAAUGACAAAUUUUCACAUAUUAGAAAUGACGAAUUGUUGGCGUUCAGGAAGAAACGCUACUUGGACUACAAGACGUCUGAGAGUAAAAGGACAGGCCCUGGUGAAAAGGGAAAAGCUGUGAUUUUGGAAGGAGAAGAGAAAGCUCUUGGAGAAAAACUGUAUAAAAAAGAAGCUUUCAACAUCAUUGCAAGUGAUAAAAUAUCAUUACAGCGGUCUGUACCUGAUGUGAGGGAUGCUGGGUGUAAAAAUAUAAAAUAUCCUAAAGAGCUACCUACAGCUAGUGUGAUAAUCAUAUUCCAUAAUGAAGCCUGGUCUCCAUUGUUGAGGACAGCUCACAGUGUUGUUAAUAGAUCCCCACCAGAAUAUCUAUAUGAAGUUAUUCUAUUGGAUGAUUUUAGUGAUAGACCUGAAUUAGGAGACAAGUUAAGAGAGUAUGUUGCUAAAACCUGGCCUGAUGGUGUUGUAAAAAUUGUCAGGACCAAAGAAAGAAGUGGGUUGAUAAGAGCUCGUCUGGCAGGAGCCAAGGCAGCUACUGGAGAUGUUAUUAUAUUUCUAGAUUCACAUUGUGAAGCCUCAGAGAUGUGGUUAGAGCCACUCCUUGCCAGAAUUAAAGAAGAUAGAAGGGUUGUCUUAUGUCCAAGUAUAGAUAACAUUGAUAAAAUGUCAUUAAGUUAUGGCGGCACUGGCAGUUCUAGUGUGGGAGGUUUCUGGUGGAGUUUACACUUCUCAUGGCGUCCUAUACCUAGCCAUGAACAGAACAGGAGAAAGUCUUCAGUUGAUCCCAUUAGAUCCCCUACCAUGGCUGGAGGCCUGUUUGCUGCUGACAGGAAAUAUUUCUUUGAACUUGGAUCCUAUGACCCUGGUAUGGAUGUGUGGGGAGGAGAAAAUUUAGAAAUUUCAUUUAGAACAUGGAUGUGUGGUGGUAAAUUAGAGUUUAUACCUUGUUCCAGAGUUGGUCAUAUAUUUAGAUCUAGUCACCCUUACACAUUUCCAGGAAAUAAAGAUACACAUGGAAUAAAUUCCAUGAGGUUGGCAGAAGUCUGGAUGGAUGAAUAUAAAAGAUUAUUUUAUAUGCACAGGAAAGAUCUCCUAGGCCAGGAUUAUGGAGAUAUAUCUGGAAGAAAAGAAUUAAGAGAAAACUUAAAAUGUAAAAGUUUUAGGUGGUUUCUGGAAAAUGUGUAUCCAGAAAAAUUUAUACCAGAUGAAAAUGUGUAUGCCUGGGGUAUGGUAAGGAAUCCAGCCACAAAUUUAUGUUUAGACACAUUACAGAAAGAUGAGAAGAUAACAUUUAACAUGGGAUUAUUUAGUUGUCAGAAUGGUGCAAGUGCUAAUGAGGUAUUUUCUAUAAGCAUUGAUAAUGAACUACGCAGAGAGGAGGGAUGCUUAGCACACCAUUCUGGUAAAGAUGUACCAUUAGAAAACUGUAAUGGAUCUAAAAGUCAUAAAUGGGUGCAUGAUAAGGAAAAGGGAACAAUAAAACACAAGGAGUCAGGGAAAUGUUUAGACAUAGCAGGAGUGAAGUCAGGUGGAACUGUUGUGGUCAACCCAUGUAAUGGUCAAGACUCACAAAUAUGGACAUUUGAACAUUAUCUCAAUUUAUGAUUGGACAUGGUACACUAAGUUGUUGGUAUUUGUUUGAUAUGUGCUUUCAGGGAUUUAUACAGUAAAGGUGUAGACUAUGUUAUGCUAGAGGUAUAUCUGUGAUUUAUGAGGGUUUUGACUAUUAGUCUUAAUUCAUGUAUAUUCAUGUACAUUGACCAUAUGAUUUUAGAGUUUAUCUAAGCCAUUUUAUUUUCAAAUUUUUAUAAAGAUUUUUAAAUUAAUUUGACUGUUUUGUAUAAAUUCCAUCUGAUAUAUAUUAUAUCAUACAUUUAAGCUUAUUUGAUAUUCUUACAUUGAAUUUUUACAAAUUUUGUACUUAUCUGUUAAAGGUUGUCAAACAUUUUUGCCUUGUUAUUCUAAAUAUAAGAAUGAGCCAUUCCUAUUACCUUAUUUUAGAAUGUAAAGAAAAAGUUUGUUACUAAACUCAGAAAUCCCAAUGCAGUAUUGAAGUAAUAUAUGGUUAGAAUUUAAGAACCAAGGUUGUUUUUCUAUUUUGAAAAUGAUGUUGUGUAUUAUUCAAUGGUUAAGGCAAAUUAUAGAGUAAAUUGUUAAUAUUGAAAUUAAUCCAAUUAUAGAUUAUAAUGUAUUCCAUUUAUCUAUACUGUGAUGACUAUUUGUUGUGUUGAAAUAGAAAAGUGUGGACUCAUGUAAUUUUGGUAGAAACAAAUUUUUGUGGAGAGGGAAAUUGUAUUUUCCUAAAUAUUUAAUUUUGCAGUUUUGUUCUAUUGUAGAACACUUGUACGUCUUUAAACACUUAAAUUUGCUCCUUAUGUUUAGAAAUAUUCUAUUAAUCUGUUUUCAGUUACCAUGUCCCCUUAGUUUAAAACUAUUUAAAUUUAAAAAAAAACAACUUAAUACUGUAAAAGAGGAAAUUUUCGUGGGGGAUUUAAUUUCAUUUAUUUCAUGGAUAAGAAUUAUCCAGGAAAUUAAAACCCCAAAGAGAAUUUUAAUGUAGAUUUUAAGUCAGAUAAUAAUCCUAAUCUUUUGUUUGUGCAGUAAAAAUUACUAUCAAAAGCCUUAGUAUUUCAAAAAUUCAAAGUUUUGUUAACAGUUAAUUUAUUAUUAUGAACAUAUCAAUGAUAACUCAAGUCAACACAGACAUGCUGACUACUGGGCUGGUUAUACCCUCUGGGAAAUAAAUCUCCACCAGCAGUGGCAUCAACCCAGUUGUUGUAAUAUAAAGCCAGUUAGCUUGAGCAGGUUACAACACUUGAUUAGUGCUCACUGUUACUAUGAAAUGCAAUUAUUGAUUUUUCACAACAGAAAGUUAUAUUGAGUAUUGUCAAUUAUAAAGUGAAUAAAACAGAUUAAAGUGAAUAAAACAGAUUAUCAUUGGUCAUCUCAACUCGAUUGCUUUUCUUGCAUUUCCCCGUACCAGCACAAGGGAGAAAAGCAAUCUUAUUGAGAUGAUCAACAAUAAUCUAUAAUUAUACAGUACUCGUAAAAAAAAAUUGAAAAUAAAAAAUGUAUACAGAAACCUUUUAAACACAAAAGAGAGCCAUUUUUUGAUUAGUCAGACAUUCAUUUUUUUGUGUAAAAAAAAAACCCCAAGCUUUUAUAUCUUUUUUGUAUCUUACUUCAACAUUUAUGUUUGUCAGAUGAGUAAUGUAGUUCUAGGUUCCUAUUUCUAUUACCUCUUUAAAUGUCAUCUACUUAAUAACCUAUUUUUAUAAAUAAUUCCUUUUUGUACCAUUUUCUACCAUUACCUCUAUGCAAUUUACACCUUAAUAAGAAAAUGUAGUGUGAACAAUUGAUUUGCUUUUUCUCUUGCAAAGAAUAUAUCUAUCAUAAUUUACUGAUGAAGUUUUCAGAAUUUCUACUGUUAAUUUAGUUUAAGAAACCAAUUGUAAUAUUGUAAGGAGUUCAUGUUUUUACAUUUGUUGUAUUAUUUAUUCUUAUAUUUACUUAAAGAUACCAUGUCUAUAUGAUUAAAUUGUCCCUUCUAAGUUAGUAGUACAAAAUAUACUUUCUAACUAUUCAUGAGUUUGUUAUAUUCAGUUUUGUUAAAAUAAAAAAAAAUCAUCGCUAGAUUUUAUCUUAAUAAUUUGACAUGUGCUGUUACAAUCUUACUAUUAUGGUUAAAAAAGUCUCAUAGUUAGUGGAAAGUAACUAGUUAUCUUACAAAAUACAUAUAUUAUAGUUAUUUAUAUCUAUGUUCUUUGGUUGUUAGAUAUUAUAUAAUUGGCAAUCACACCCCUUUUCUCUAUCAAAUUUAUAUUGUUAGUGUUUUGAUAUGCAUGUAACUAUUUCGAAUUAAAUUGUACAUGGUAUAAAAUCUACUCAAUGAAUAAUAAAUACUUUUUACAUUAUGAGCAACGAGUAUAAUGUGUCUUAUUUUGAACAUAUCAUUGACAUGUUAAUAUUUAAAUUAACAGAUAAAAUAUAUUAUUAUGUAAAUGUUGUGAAUAAGUGCUUGUUGUCUGUAUAUACAAUGUAUUCUGUUUUAUUUUGUGUUGUUUAACCUGUUUUAAUUCUCAUACUACUUCCUACUUAAUUACUAACAUAGGGUUUUGACCUAAAUUAUCUUAAACGCAACUUAAACUAUAAGCAGAUUUUUUAAAAGUUACUAUCUUCUCAGUACUGAAAGUUAGCAAAACUUAAACAAAAUGAUAAGUUAACAUUUUGGAAUUCUUUUUUACUCUUAUUUUGUCCUUUCUUAUUACAGAAAUACAUUUGUAUAGCCUCUACUGAAUACUGAUUUACUUCCACCAUAAUUCAUAACCCUAUUAAAACUUGUUGUUAUGUUAUAUCAAAGUAUACUUUAAGUUGCAUUUAACACCAAAAUCAAUCAAUCAAUUGCAUACUAGCUUAAGCAGCUAUCAAUCCAUAAGCCAUAUUAGUUAUUUAUAAGUAUACUUUUUCUUCCACAACAAAACUUUUUUAAUUCAUGCUUAAACAAAUCACUGCAUUAUUUUAAACUGUAAAUAUUUAAGAAAAGUGUCAGUUAUUUCUUUAUGAUAACUGAAUUGUCAAAUUUCAUAAGGUCAGUUAAUAGAUGUAUGAGAGUCUAUGAUGUAUGAAAGAUGGAUUUAUUGUUUCUGGAUGGUUUAAUCAAUAUUUAUGGACAUGAAGUCAAAUAAAUUACAUCAAUUUGCAGAACCUUGAUUCAGGAUUUAAAUACCUCUAUAUGUUUUUCUCUAAUAAACCUUUGUUGAUUUUUUUUCAUUUAAAUAAAAAAUAAAUACUUGAAUGUCUAGUACUGCAGUAAAAAUUUCACAUACUAUUCAUUGUAAUGAAUUGAAGGUAAGAUUUUUAGUGGUUUUAUUAAACAAAAUUCAAAUUAUAGUUAAAUUUUAUAAUUUUUACAAAAUCCAUGUAAUGGGCUUGGACAGUAGCUUUGGUUGACAGUUUCAUAUAUAAGAUUUUAUGAAAUGCCAAAUAUGAAAAAGGUUGAAGUUUUAUACACUUAUACAUAUAAAUGAUGAAAAUUUGUACCUGAUAGUAAUGUAACAUUGUCUUAAGAGACAGUUUCCAUGCAUUAUUCCUAUUUUUAUUUUUUAUUUGAAACAAAUCAACAAUUGCUUUGGAAUAAAAAAUAGAACCUUCCUGCAAUUUUGAGUAAACCAAUGUUAUAUUAUUUUAAAAUAAAACAGGUACAGAAUGAAUAAUAGGAGUGAGACCUAUAGCUAAGUAAGAUCAGACAUAAUUUAAAGUGAAAAUAAGUUAAAGAAAUUGGCCAAAAUUUCCUAAAUCUAUUUUUUUUUAUGUCAGUGAAAGAAAUGUUAUACAGUUAACAUUUUUAUAUUUUAAAUUUAGGACUAUGUCUCAGUUUUUGUGCCUCGACAAAUUAUCUUUCUUUAAAAUACAUUAUCCUAAUGAGCAAAAAUAUGGUUUAAAAGUAGGCAGCUUUCUUCAUGGAGUCUUCUCAGAUAACAAUGUCUUUAUACUUAUAUUCUUUCAUCAAGGAUAUUAAGGCUUUUAGUAAGUUAUUUCUCUAUCUGACUGUCAUUAGAUUGUUAUUUGCACUUUUGGGGUUAUAAUUUACUAGUUUAGUUAUAUUUGUGUGUAUGCAGCAGUGUAAUAAUGAGUUGACAUACGGUGAACUUUGUUCUGAUUGAGGGAAUUAUAGAAGAUAUAAUCAUGCAUCUAGACAAACUUUUAUAUUCCAAGUAUUUAUUUUUUAGUUUGUGUAUCUUUUUUCUUCUGGAUAAAUUUUCUCUGUUUUGGGGUAUAAUUUCUUAUUAUGAGUAGGUACACAAUGAGUUCAUUAUUUAAAAUACUGUGUAGAUUUAGUAAUAUAGCAGAUGUAUUCCUAGGGAAUCUGAGUACGCAGUGAUUAACAAUUAGUGUUCCAAUACUGAUAUCUUAAGAUUAUUAUAAAGUUAUGAGAUCCCAGGAGUUGUUUUGUUGCACUUUUUAAAACAGAAAUUGUUAAAUAUUUGUUUGCUCAAAUGAAAUAGAUAAUUAAUUUAAAAAGAAAUGUUCAUUAAAACAUUAGUUUUAUGUUAUUUUAUUGGUAAAAGAUACUUAAGUCAUUGAAUUGUCAAUAGGUGCAUUUGAUAUUUUAUGUAACUUCAAAACAUACCAUAUACAGUCUUAGAUCUGUUAAAUUGAUAAUCAUACUUAGUAAUUUUAUUUAUUUUAUUUUAAUAGUUUAUGUUGGGUGCUAGAGAAAUCCUUGUUUAUUUGCUAAUAAAAUUAUUAUUAAAUGUU